Chenopodium quinoa (quinoa) is the source of this 1272-nucleotide messenger RNA. Its product is annotated as V-type proton ATPase subunit E2-like. The record is from RefSeq and is a predicted model, not a curated record. Gene Ontology annotation, molecular function: proton-transporting ATPase activity, rotational mechanism. The transcript has 6 exons. Gene Ontology annotation, biological process: proton transmembrane transport. Gene Ontology annotation, cellular component: proton-transporting two-sector ATPase complex, catalytic domain. The coding region runs from base 320 to 1042 and encodes 240 amino acids. NCBI's taxonomy places the organism in Eukaryota, Viridiplantae, Streptophyta, Magnoliopsida, Caryophyllales, Amaranthaceae.
GUUUUUUUUUUUUUUAGUGUAAGAGAAUAAUAAUGAAAAUUAAAAGAGAAAUAAAUGGGCUACAAAAUUUGUUGGUUGGUUAGCAAAAAAGAAAUGGGGUACACGUAAGCGGCAAAAAUAAAAGACGGGUGACAGAGUUAUAAGUUAAGUGAAUGAAUGGAAGAGGAAUUAUUCAAAGGUUGAACAAUCUGCCGGCAAUUCGGAAGCAUUUUACAAAAUUAUAAUUACACAAACAAACAAGAUCCUUAUUUUAUAACUUAUAAGAUUAUUAUUGGCUUUGCAAUUCAAUUUUUGUUUCAAUCCCUUUUCAUUAAUUAACAUGGACGAUGGAGACGUAUCCAAGCAGAUUCAGCAAAUGGUCGAAUUCAUUCGCCAAGAGGCCCUCGAAAAAUCCAACGAAAUCUCUGUCUCUGCUGAGGAGGAAUUCAACAUUGAGAAAUUACAAUUAGUUGAAGCUGAGAAGAAAAAGAUUAGACAAGAUUAUGAACGCAAGAAUAAACAAGUCGAGGUUCGCAAAAAGAUCGAGUAUUCGAUGCAGCUGAAUGCCUCGCGGAUUAAGUACUUACAAGCUCAAGAUGAGAUUGUGAAUGACAUGAAGGAAGCAGCUUCUAAGGAGCUUCUUCGUGUUUCUGACAACCCCAAUGCUUACUCCUACAAGAAACUUCUCCAAGCCUUUUCUGAUGACAAGAAUCCCUACAACUACAACAAGCUUCUCCAAGCCUUGAUUGUUCAGGGGUUACUACGCUUAAAGGAACCUUCUGUACUGUUACGCUGCAGGGAGAUGGAUAAGAAAGCGGUUGAGUAUGUUCUUGAGGAUUCUAAGAGGGAAUAUGCUGAAAAAGCUAAAGUACAGGCACCCACAAUUACCAUUGAUGAUAUCUCACCUCCCUCUGCCUCACAAGAACAUGGUCCCUCAUGCUCGGGAGGAGUAGUGUUGGCUUCAAAUGAUGGAAAGAUAGUGUGUGAAAAUACUUUGGAUGCACGUCUGAAUGUGGCCUUUCAGCAGAAGUUACCUCAGAUACGCAAGCACAUUUUCGGAUAGAGUUUGUAUUGGGGUCCAUUCAAUGGACACAUACAGAGUCCUUGAUGCUUGCAUAUGAGUUGCAUUAUCUCUGAUUUGGCUUUGCUAAUAAGAAGCAAAAUAAUGUAUUUAUCAUUCAUCAAGCCUAGAAUAAAAAGACAUUCUGCUAACUGUUUGAAAACCUCUUUUUCAUUUGGGAGAGUUUGCACAAGAGCUUAAUGUUAUAUUGGAGGAUGUAAUAAUUCCCAUUU